Penicillium salamii is the source of this 1140-nucleotide messenger RNA. NCBI's taxonomy places the organism in Eukaryota, Fungi, Ascomycota, Eurotiomycetes, Eurotiales, Aspergillaceae. The record is from the annotation of a GenBank genome assembly.
AUGGCCAGUAUUCCCAACCUGAAUUCUCUCCGACGAGGUCGAGGUCGAGGAUUCGGAAAUGUAUCACGCCCGGGAAAGGACCAGGUCGUACAGGGUACAGACAACGACGCGAGCGUGUCCCGCCUGAGCGCCGUCGAGCUGGGAUACCUCGAUGAUCCCUUCGCGACAGCAUUGACACCACCUGGGUCCGCGACGCGGCGACUCCCAAUCAUCAAUAGAGGAACCUAUGUACGCACCACGACCAUUGACCAACUCGUGACCCGCUUCCUCGGCCCAUGGUCACCAAACAAGCAACGAAAACAAAUCAUUUCGCUCGGCGCUGGAUCGGACACACGCGUCUUUCGAUUGUUAUCGUCGCGACAAACACCAGACUUUGUCUAUCACGAGCUCGAUUUCGCGGUCAACACGACAGCGAAGAUUCGCACCAUUCGGUCAACGCCGGAGCUGCAACGCGUGCUAGGCAUUGACUCGUCGGUUUCUGAGAAGGACAGUCCGGUCACGGUAUCAGAGGCGGGGGAUGCGCUCCAAUCGCCUUCAUACCACAUCCACCCAGUGGAUCUGCGGUCGCUGUCCGGGCAUAGUGACCCCGCCGCAGCAUUGCCGGGCGUGGAGACGGGAUUGCCUACCUUGUUGAUAUCCGAAUGCUGUCUGGUGUAUUUGUCGCCCGCUGAGGCAGAGAAGGUGGUUUCGUUCUUUACGGAAGGGCUUUUUGGUCCCGGGGCCGUAUCUGGGCCUGACGGUGAUGCGAUUGGACAAACUGGUGUUGUGCCCCUCGGUCUGAUUUUAUAUGAGCCCAUUCGUCCAAAUGAUGCCUUUGGCGAAGUGAUGGUUUCGAAUCUUGCGGCGCGAGGGAUCCAACUUCAAACUCUACAUAAAUAUGCCUCGCUAGAGGCACAGCGGACUCGCUUCCGAGAGCAAGGAUUUGGAGAGGGCCAGGCUGCGGGCGAUAUUGAGUUCAUUUGGAAGAACUGGGUCAGCGAGGAAGAAAAGGGGAGAGUUGCGGGAUUGGAAAUGCUGGAUGAGAUGGAGGAGUGGGAGCUGCUGGCACGGCAUUAUUGCAUAGCAUGGGGGUGGAGAGAUCAAGCUCAAAUCUCGGCGUUUUCUGGAUGGAAAGACCUUGAGGCUCAGAAGGGCGAGUAA